This is a messenger RNA of Zootoca vivipara (common lizard), 633 nucleotides long. RefSeq names its product spermatogenesis associated 46 (gene SPATA46). Gene Ontology annotation, cellular component: nuclear membrane. The record is from RefSeq and is a predicted model, not a curated record. NCBI's taxonomy places the organism in Eukaryota, Metazoa, Chordata, Lepidosauria, Squamata, Lacertidae. Gene Ontology annotation, biological process: fertilization.
AUGGAAAAUUUUUCCCUCUUGACAAUCUCUGGGCCACGUCUCCCCAGCUUUGCCCUGAAGAGUGUACCUGACUUAACAUGCCCCGUGCACAAAAGCAGCUUGCCAGACUGCCUCCUCGCGGAACUGCAGAGCGGGGAGCCUCCACAGCAGAGCUGCACCAUCUACCGCCCCUGGUAUUCCCCGUACAGCUACUUUGUGUGUAUGGACCAAGACAGCCAAACUGAAGCUUGUGGUUUCCCAGGGACACUGAGAUGCAGUAGCCAAGAAGUCCCAGCGGACACUGGGCCUGCCGGAGACAACGUGGACAGUGGCUCCUCUUCCUCCGGCUCCCUGGAGGAAACAUAUCCCCAAGAGAGCAGCGGCAGCAGCAGCAGCAAGACCACGGACUGCAUCACUUCCCAGGACAUCCUCUUGGCUUCCGAGUGGCGGCCCCCGCAGCAGCAUGGGUGCCAAUGCGUGGCCUGCUGCCGAAUGUUCCCCACUUUGCGCUCGCUCAAAGCCCACAUCAAACGCGGAGCCCAGGAGGGCUUCAGCUGCCGGGUCUAUUACCACAAACUCAAAGCCCUGUGGGGGAAGGAGCGCAAGUGGCGCCCCUGUCGCCGCCCGCCGGGCAUCCGCAAAAUGCUCAAAUAG